GCUCGGGGCUGAUAUACUCUGUCGGAACAAAGGGGGUGAGCACUUCAUUUAAAGGAGGUAGAAAAUAUCAUCAAUUAAAAUACUAAUUAAAUAACAUUCCAUUACGUCAGUGCUGCCCAACGGGACCCAGUGCCAGUAUUCAGACAUUAGAAUAUCAUUUUUUUUUUAAAUUUUAAUUUAAAAAAAAAAAACUCUAACUCUCUUUUCCAAAGUAUAUUUGUCCGGCAUUCACUGUUUCCGGAACCCAAUACCGGAAGUCCGGAUGUGUUUUCAAACAUUGGACAGCAACAUGCAGGCUUUGAUGAUGGUUGCCCCACAACCCACAGCGGACCAAAUCUCCCUCCUUCAGUUUUGCAAGUACGUAAUUGUAUAUAUCUAAUAUUGAUAUAAAUUAUAUAUUAUACAAAAUAAAAAUAAAAACAACCAUACAGGGGAAGCUAUUUACGACUUCAAACGAUAACAACGGGAUGGGGGUUCUUCGUGGUGCGAAAAGUUUAAUAUACUAGACGCAAUCGUUUCACGCGACCACACACCGUCGGUAGUUAAUUGAACACAUGAACAAUUCCAAUACCUUUUUGUAUCGUUUUGAAGUUUUCCCCUCGAUCCCUGCAUCUUUUCAGUAUUCGCCUGGAGCACGUCAACUGUGAGAUGGGGGCCUGGGCCAGACACCAGUACCAGACGUGUGCCCGAGUGGUCACUGGGAUGAGAACUGAACUGGAAUGUGAGCUCAUCCCAAAACAAUGCAUGCAGGUAGGUUGGGAACCCGUGGCCAAUCUUUCUUAGACGAGGGGAAAGAAAUUAAUUAGGGUCUCCUGUGAUGUGGUGGCACUGAGAAGUUGGAUUUAAAAAAAUAUGAGGUAGUCUACAUGUAUAUCGGAUCAAUUAAAUGAAUCACGAAUGAGCCAAAAUGUAGUGUAUGUGUAAGGGCCCCUGUGUGUAAAGUCACGAUCAGGAUUUUAUAGUCUUGUUUUAACUUGAAGCUGUUGACUGCAGCACUCUCUUAAAAUUAAGCUUUAUUUAACCGCCACUUAGUCCCAUCUCCAAUAUGUACGUUUCAAUGACAGAUUCCCUUCUUUAACCUUCUGACAUAGUCGAAGCUAGCAGCGUCCUUGACCCAUAUUUUAACUAAGACUAUCUACACCCUCAGGCGUUCCCGAGUGUGUUCGGUAGCCUGUGCAGUAAAAUGAACUUCUACUACGACGAGAGGAAACCCUACAACGGCGCACCUGACGUGUGGCAGACGCAACGAACUGCCGCCAUCUUGGCUGCACUCUUGUCCCUCUCCAGCACACUCUCGAUCAAGUGGUUGUAGCGGUACACGAUCUCACCAAAAUGCCCCAAUGCAUACUGUUGUACUCCAUGUUCCCCAGAUAUUUAAAAAAAAAAAAUAUUUCAGUGUCUUAAUCAAGGGUUCUUAAGAUCUCGUGUUCGGCUGCCUAAACAAAAAGCCUCGUGUUCAGGACUACACAAAAUGCAC
Molecule: messenger RNA, 1477 nt
Organism: Lymnaea stagnalis (great pond snail)
Lineage: Eukaryota; Metazoa; Mollusca; Gastropoda; Lymnaeidae
Source: the annotation of a GenBank genome assembly